AUGUUUGCGAUAUCGUGGGCUGGAAGAUUAGCAUUCAGCGUGAUCGAAGCACCAUUCGCUCGACCAGGAAGACCAUCAAAGCGAGUAUCGAUACCACUUUACCUUCAGGAAAGAAUAAAUCUUCCAUUGAAUUCUGACAUGGUACUUCCUACCAAGAUUCCCCGUUUGGAAGUGAAUUCAAAUCAGAAUUCAGAUCCCCUUAGGGGUUUGAAUAUUCUACAACUACUCAGUCUUCCGCCUGAAACAGUAUUUGAAUGGCUCCGACUAUCUUAUGCACUAAAGACUGGGGGUUUUCUGAAUGAACCAUCAAUACCAAGGCCGGAUGAGCUUUUGCCAAAUUUCUCUUUGGCUUUUACUUCACAUGAUGAGAAUCCUUCCUCCACAUUGUUUACUCAGAAAAAUUGGUGGAGACAGAGUGCAUCAACUCUGGUUCCGUUGAAUUCUUCUUUAAAUCUUCCUCCCUUCGGUGGGAAUGAAGGAGAAAUGUCGGAACUAAACAAACCCCUUGAAUUAACAACUUCUCGUGUUAUGACAUCAACCUCAACGGUAACAAAUGCGUCAACUUCCGAUUUGAUUAAUGCAAACGAUCGUGGAAUAUCAACUUCUCCAAUGUGUACUCCAACACAAAGUGCCAUUGAAACUGCCCCAUCUGCAUCGGAGUAUUAA
This is a messenger RNA of Rodentolepis nana, 666 nucleotides long. The record is from the annotation of a GenBank genome assembly. NCBI's taxonomy places the organism in Eukaryota, Metazoa, Platyhelminthes, Cestoda, Cyclophyllidea, Hymenolepididae.